Messenger RNA from Lodderomyces elongisporus, 1140 nucleotides. It is a transcript of the gene TIF, whose product is annotated as translation initiation factor eIF4A. Gene Ontology annotation, molecular function: ATP binding; RNA binding; RNA helicase activity. The record is from RefSeq and is a predicted model, not a curated record. NCBI's taxonomy places the organism in Eukaryota, Fungi, Ascomycota, Pichiomycetes, Serinales, Debaryomycetaceae. The coding region runs from base 1 to 1140 and encodes 379 amino acids. The transcript has 2 exons.
AUGGCAUCCGAAGGAAUCACUGAGAUCGACUCUGGUUUGAUUGAAUCAAACUACGACAAUGUUGUUUACAAGUUCGACGACUUGAACUUGAAACCAAAUAUUGUUAGAGGUAUUUUCGGUUACGGUUACGAAACCCCAUCUGCUAUUCAACAAAGAGCUAUCUUGCCAAUCACUGAAGGUAGAGAUGUCUUGGCUCAAGCUCAAUCUGGUACCGGUAAGACUGCCACCUUCACCAUCUCAGCUUUGCAAAGAAUUGACGAAAACGAAAAGUCAACCCAAGCUUUGAUUUUGGCUCCUACCAGAGAAUUGGCUUUGCAAAUCAAGAACGUUAUCACUUCCAUUGGUUUGUACUUGAACGUUACCGUUCACGCCUCAAUUGGUGGUACUUCAAUGAGCGAUGAUAUUGAAGCUUUCAAAUCUGGUGUCCAAAUUGUUGUUGGUACUCCAGAUGUUCAUCUUGAUGAAGCCGAUGAGAUGUUGUCAUCUGGAUUCAAGGAACAAAUCUACAACAUUUUCAGAUUAUUGCCUGAAACCACCCAAGUUGUCUUGUUGUCUGCCACCAUGCCACAAGAUGUUCUUGAGGUCACCACCAAGUUCAUGAACAACCCAGUCAGAAUCUUGGUUAAGAAGGACGAGUUGACCUUGGAAGGUAUUAAACAAUACUUUAUCAAUGUCGAAGUUGAAGACUACAAGUUCGACUGUUUGGUUGAUUUGUACGACUCCAUCUCAGUUACACAAGCUGUUAUCUUCUGUAACACCAGAUCCAAGGUUGAGUUCUUGACCAACAAAUUGAGAGAACAAAAAUUCACCGUCUCAGCCAUCCACGCUGACUUGCCACAAGGUGAGAGAGACACCAUCAUGAAAGAAUUCAGAUCUGGUUCAUCAAGAAUUCUUAUCUCCACCGAUUUGUUGGCUAGAGGUAUCGAUGUCCAACAAGUCUCCUUGGUUAUCAACUACGACUUGCCAGCAAACAAGGAAAACUACAUCCACAGAAUUGGUAGAGGUGGUCGUUUCGGUAGAAAGGGUGUUGCUAUCAACUUUGUCACUGACAAGGAUGUUGGUAUGAUGAGAGAAAUUGAAAAGUUCUACUCUACUCAAAUCACUGAGAUGCCAGCUGACAUUGGUUCAUUGUUUGCUUAA